Trametes versicolor FP-101664 SS1 is the source of this 576-nucleotide messenger RNA. RefSeq lists its product as uncharacterized. The transcript is spliced from 3 exons. Lineage: Eukaryota; Fungi; Basidiomycota; Agaricomycetes; Polyporales; Polyporaceae. The record is from RefSeq and is a predicted model, not a curated record. The coding region runs from base 1 to 576 and encodes 191 amino acids.
AUGGCUCGACACCUGCCUCUCUGCGUUUACUGGCCCAUUCACCGAGGAGAGUGCGAAGAGACAAGUACGGGUCGCUACAUCCAGGAAGAGGUGCCGCAAGUGAUCGAGUCGUUCUCUGCGACAUCGUCAUUGGUGGAGGUCCACCGACACGGCGUGGUGGGCUACAUAAUGGAGGCACAGCAUGAUCAAUGCGUGUUCAAGAUUGUCGAAUGCUCCACCGCGGUGGUCGACGGACACCUGUCCUAUACCGCCCCCCACCUCGGGCGAUACUUCGCUUACGGCCGCGGGGCGCAUAUCUUGCACUACGACGAGAGAAAUCAGUAUCUCACCAAACCGUACCAUAUCUUCUACUGCACUCGUUCGUUCAUCCUGAACGGGAGCGGAAACCGUGCUAUCGCGUCGCUGUUGGAGACCACGAACCACGAACUCACCUUGUUGUGGCCUGGUACGGUAGUCGUGUUCAAGUAUUCCAGCAACCUGUGUACCGCAUACGAGGACAUGGAACAGGCGGACGUGGGCAACAUCGCGGCACAUUUUGCGAGGUUUGGACAGUGGCAACGCGCACGGCUAAUGUAG